Messenger RNA from Quercus lobata, 420 nucleotides. Its product is annotated as pistil-specific extensin-like protein. The transcript has a single exon. NCBI's taxonomy places the organism in Eukaryota, Viridiplantae, Streptophyta, Magnoliopsida, Fagales, Fagaceae. Bases 1 to 420 code for a protein of 139 amino acids. The record is from RefSeq and is a predicted model, not a curated record.
AUGGGACUCAAGAGAAAGCCCCCGACCACCCUACUCGAACUCCUCGAGGGUCAACCAGGGAAGGGUGUGCAGGGAACGCCACAACCCAAUGCUCCUUCCCCACCACCUCCGCCCCAGGCUAUCCAGACUAGAUCAUCCUCCUCCAAGUCACAGCCACAAUCCCCUCGUCCCAAACUUCCUGCUUCUCUCCCACUAGCUCUGCCUCCUCGGUCGGAGAGCACUGAUUCAAAGAGGAAAAGGAGUCCCAAGGGUAAGGAAGCCGUGGAUAGGGGAAAGUCCCAACCUUCUAAGGAGAGGGAUGAAGCCCCACGUGUGAAGCAAUUAAAAAUUGGGCCCCAAAGCAAGGGUAAGGAGACUGAAGUACAACCUUCCCAGGGCAAGGGAAAGGGUAUCGAGGCCCAAUUCUCGCCAAGCGCCUGA